Baudoinia panamericana UAMH 10762 is the source of this 805-nucleotide messenger RNA. RefSeq lists its product as uncharacterized. NCBI's taxonomy places the organism in Eukaryota, Fungi, Ascomycota, Dothideomycetes, Mycosphaerellales, Teratosphaeriaceae. The record is from RefSeq and is a predicted model, not a curated record. The transcript is spliced from 2 exons. Bases 258 to 617 code for a protein of 119 amino acids.
CGGCCUGACAAUGGCCUCAUCACGACGCGCACCGCCAGCGGACAGUUACGAUAAGUAUCCAGGGGAAGGUACACGCGCGCGCGAGGUGAGUUGUUCGGUUUCUCAAUUGCCUUUAGCCCAACGCACCCUCGUCCUUCGCUCCUGCAACCCUGUCAUCCGCUGCGCGCCCGUUGCGCACGCCAAACGAAAGCACCAAAGCCCGCCGGCGUGUCAAUCGGCGCUCACCCUGGACCUGGACGACCCUUGGCUUCGUCUGCAUGCACAACGUUGCUGCUCUAUCUGCGUCUACUGCCAGACCUGAUCGCCUCUCCGUCCGUUACAACUCGGGACUCUCGGCAUGGUACGCAACCCUUUUUCUCCGACUCGUCCGCUGCUCCACUGCCGGCCCCUGUCGCUUCGAGCCUCAGUGCCGCCAUCAUCCAUGUUCCCUUGCAUUGUUCAGACUGUCGCUCGCCGAAGCUUUGGAAGCACAACGCAAAAUGAUCUUUUAUCUCUGCUUCACGCCCCGCCUUCACCAUGCCAGUACGCACAGCAGAAAGCGCACAACGCAUCUUCUGUGCAUCCAGGCUUUUCCUGGAUUGUCCAUGGCACUUCAUUACCGUUGUCGCCACAUUUGAUCAGCACCCAAAAGAAUGUCAAGCUUUGAUGAACAGCUUGUGGAGAACCUCCCCCGCCGUACCCCUCCGAGACACACUUGCAGGCUGACAGCUCCCAUCACAUCUCUUCGUCUUCCCUGCCCUUGUCGCCGUGGGCUUGCCGACCCGUGAAUCAAGCAUCCAAUGCCGGCCAGCAGGCUCUUCCGCCA